Molecule: messenger RNA, 1980 nt
Organism: Fomitiporia mediterranea MF3/22
Lineage: Eukaryota; Fungi; Basidiomycota; Agaricomycetes; Hymenochaetales; Hymenochaetaceae
Product: dynein regulator
Exons: 7
Coding region: 1-1302 (433 amino acids)
Biological process (GO): proteolysis; protein polyubiquitination; regulation of cell cycle
Cellular component (GO): cytoplasm; SCF ubiquitin ligase complex; nucleus
Molecular function (GO): ubiquitin-like ligase-substrate adaptor activity; protein binding
Source: RefSeq, a predicted model, not a curated record
AUGUCCAUCCUCUCUGAAAGACAGAAGGAUGAACUACACAAGUCCAUCCUCGAAUACCUCCAUUCCCAGAAUUUCACCGAAGCCUACAGUGCGCUUAAGAGCGAAGCAAAUGUUGACUAUACCCCUGAUCCCAAAUCCAAAUAUGCCCUCCUACUCGAGAAGAAGUGGACUAGUGUCAUUCGAUUGCAGAAGAAGAUUAUGGACCUAGAGAACCGCAAUGCCGCGCUGCAAGAGGAGGUAUCGAUGUCUCCCGCCAAACGCGCCGCGUCGCAGACCGACUGGGUACCACGAGCACCAGCAGGUCGCGUUUUGACUGGCCACAGGGGCGAGAUCACCAAAGUCACGUUUCAUCCCGCGUACUCUCUACUUGCUUCCGCAAGCAAUGACGCAACCAUCAAAAUCUGGGAUUGGGAGACGGGAGAAUAUGAGCGCACUCUCAAGGGCCAUACACGAGCCGUAAACGACGUAGAUUUUGACUCGAAAGGCAACCUCCUUGCAUCUUGUUCUGCUGAUUUAUUCAUCAAGAUCUGGGACACUCAAAACGACUGGAAAAAUAUAAAGACCAUGCCUGGUCACGAUCAUAGCAUUUCAUCUGUUCGAUUUAUGCCAGGAGAUGAUUUCAUUGUCAGUGCCGGGAGGGAUCGAACAAUACGAGUGUGGAACGUCGCUCUAGGGCAUCAAGUACGGUUAUUAUCCGGACACGGCGAAUGGGUUCGGUGUGUUGCCCCUUCGGAUGACGGCCGGUUACUUGCAAGCUGUUCAAACGAUCACACUGGGCGUAUAUGGGAUUAUCAAUCUGGAGAAACCAAAAUCGAGUUGCGAGGACACGAAAACGUCAUAGAGACAAUUGUUUUUGCACCUACAAAUGCAUAUCCACCAAUACGAGAAUUAGGCGGUCUGACUGCUGACCGGUCAAAACUACCAGGAUUGUACGCCGCAACAGGCGGGCGUGAUAAAUUUAUCAAAUUGUGGGAUACGUCAACUGGACAGCUUAUUCGUAACCUUCCGGGUCAUGAUAAUUGGGUACGCGCGCUUGUAUUCCACCCGACAGGGAAGUUCCUGCUUUCGUGCUCCGAUGACAAGACGAUCCGAGUGUGGGAGCUUGCGACCGGGCGGUGUAUCAAAACGGUCGAAGCUCAUGGGCAUUUUGUGCAGAGCAUGGCGUGGGGACGAGCGACGACUGGCGGAGUGAGGCCAAACGGCACGGACGGUGCUCCAGAUAGCAGGGGAGAAGACGAAAAGCGAGUGAAUGUGGUCGCUACGGGAAGCGUCGAUCAGACUAUCAAAGUCUGGACGCCCUAGCAGCGUUACGUCCGAAUUCGCGCGCUCAGGAUCGUCUUGCCGUGUUCUCCUUAUUUUCUUGCUUUGCCAAUGCUUUGCCAUCGCCCGGGUGGUGUCUCUGCCUAGUCCUAAUCGGGAGCUAUGCGUGCGGCACACACCUACACUUUCCCAUCUGGAAUUCGAAGCGUCGUGGAGAAGACCGUUGAGGCCAUCCCAAAUAGGCCGUUGCUUUGUAGCGCUCGUUGGGUGGGCACACUUCCGAAUCCCUUGAUGGAUUUGUGAUAGCCAAGUAACGCUGACUGUGUUCUCCUAUCACGUAUCAUUGACGGUUUCUAUUCCCGCUGGUGCAGGUGUCGACGCGCUUGCAUUGGAGAGCAACGGCAACGAGAUCAUCGUCCCAGCAACCCACGUAUAGAUAUAUCCACCGUUCCUUAUUUUUCGCAAUUUCGUUUCGUCGCAACCAAGGUGUAUACUGACGGUCCACAUUCGUUCUUCUUCAUUUCGGUCCAUCACAUCUCAGUCUUCUUUCAUUCUUUACUCAGAUUUUUCUCUGUCUUUUCUUUUCUACCCUUUUUUCUGUUUUUCUGUUUUUCUGUUUUUCUGUUUUUCCGAUGCAAGUACUGCUUUGCACAUGAUGCUUUUUGUUGAUGUUGUUUGUUAAUUCAGUCUUAGCUAAUGCGCGUCUAGGUAAUGCGGAGG